Molecule: messenger RNA, 3863 nt
Organism: Phoenix dactylifera (date palm)
Lineage: Eukaryota; Viridiplantae; Streptophyta; Magnoliopsida; Arecales; Arecaceae
Source: RefSeq, a predicted model, not a curated record
AAUGAGGGACAAAGAGGGGCGGCUCUUCUCAGACCCACCCAUCAUCCCUCCCGCGAUUCCCCUAAGGUCGUUUCCCCCACCCUUUUCCCCCUUCUCGGCCGCCUCCUCCUCCUCCUCCUCUCUCUUUCUUCCCCGCGUCCGCCUCUCCGAUUGAUCACCGCCCCGCUCCGGAGAAGGACACGCUUCUCCUUCGACGAUCUUGCCCUCCGUUUCAGGCAUCCGUCUAUCGCUUCUCUUUGUUAUUCGAGGCGUCCGCUUUAAAUUUCGAGUUUUCCAGUUGGAUCGUUCGAUUCAAGACGGAGAUCGGCGAGCCGGUGUUUCUUGAAGGUAGUUGGUCGGCUUGUUGGAGUAUUUCUUAGUUCUUUUGGAUUCCUGAUUUGGAGUCUGGAAUUAGGGUUUUGAGGGUUUCUUGGAGAUGCCACGGAGCUCUCGGCACAGAUCCCAUAGGGCGCACAAGCACAAGGAGGAGAGAGAUCAGUCUGACUCCGAUAAGGAUGUGUACUCGAGAGAGAGGAAGCCGAGGGAGGAAGAGCCUGCCGCCAGCUCGGGAGCUAGGGUUUCUAGAGAUCUGGAGCUGGAGAGGCGGAAAUCCUCGCGUUCGUCUCAGGGGAAAGAGUUGAUUGGUUCCAGCAAUGGUGAUAUCUCGGGGGAGCAUGGAAGGAAAAGGAAAGAACGGGAGGAGGAGGUGGCGGUUUCUGAUCGGUGGAAUGGGGGAGGAGAUGAUGAUCUUGUAGUUGAUAAGAAGUUCAAAGAGGAGGAAUUUGGGCCGGUGGACUUGAAUAAAAGCUCAAAAUCGAAGUUAUUGGCGUCUGAUUCAAAGGGCAGGUCGAGUAGAAGGCGUGAGGGUUCAGUUGGGAGGAAUGAGGACAGUGGAGGGAAGGUUGAUUCGGCAAAACAGAGGCCGGAGAAGGAUUCAAGCUGGAGAGAGAGUGAUAGUCAGUAUAAGGAGACAAAGGACAAGGGCAGAGGGCGGGCAUCUGACAGGGAUAAGAAAACCCAAGAUUCCAGGCAUGCAAGGUCUGAUGAUGUGGUGAGUAGAAAGCAUAGCUCUAAAACAGGCAGCACCGAAGAAGAACAUGCAGCAAAGAAGGAUACAGAAAAUAGUGAAUGGCAAGCACAGCAUGAGUUGCAGAAUCCUGAUUUUGAAAAGGAGCUUGAGAAACAUGUUAGGAGAAGGAGAGAUGACUCUGAAGAUAAAGAUAAAUGGAUGGGUGAUGCAAGAGAAAGUGAUAAUAGGAGUGAUAGGAGACUAUCUGCUAGAGGUGAUCAUACUAAAAAUAAAAGCUACAGAGAUGAAAGGCAUGAAGAUGGAAAGUAUAGAGAUAAAUACAGGGUUGAUGUUGACAGGGACCAAAAACACCGGGAUGACAAGCGCGAAGAUGAACGCUCCUCUUGGGAUCGUAUUGGUGAGAGGUCUGAGAAUAAGCAUUAUAGAGAUGAAAACAUUCCCUCUGAGAGUCAUUAUAAAAAAAGUAAGCUUCAGCACAAUGAUCAUGAUGGCAGCCCUUAUGUUGAUGAUCGUGAUACCAAGCUUAAUAGUGGAAGCAAGAGGUUCUCUGAGGGGUCCGAGGAUCAUUGUGAUUUGAAGAUUCGAAGUGCAAAGGAACCACAUGAAGAUGCGGAAAAAAAAUUUCCUAGUAGAAUUGAUUCCCGUAUUGAGAAAUCUAGGUCGGAGCAUCGACAUUUAGAAAAGGUUGAUUCUAGUCCAAAUAAUAACCGACCAAAGAGCUCUGCCAGCUCGAGUGCUUAUGCUGUCAAAGAUUAUAGCAGGCAUAAAUCAAAGCAAGCAGAUUCUGCAUGCAGACAAUCACCAUCUGAAGAGAGAAUUCACCGUAGUACCGCUUCUACAGGGGAUUGUCCAACUGCUACCAGAGAUCGUGAGAGAGCUUCUGAUUCUCGUUCAUCUGAUAAGUUUAAACCAAAAGAUCGCGUCCAUUUUAUGGAAACCGCUGCUGCUUCUCAGUAUGAUAAGAAUCCAAGAUCUGAUGCUUAUACUUCAACAAAUAAGUUAAGAGAAAAAUCUCCAUCUACUAGUGAGAGACGAUUUCCAGAUAGAACCAGUGCUAGACAAAGUUUUGGUAAUGAAGUAGGACCAAAACGCUGCAGUUCCAGAGCUGGAGAUAGAGAAUUGCCUCUGGAGAGACCAAUUCUGGAUGAUCAAUCUCAGACUGAGCUUUGCAAUAGGGAGCCCACUCCAGGUGGUUCAUCAUCUAUUAACCGAACUGGUCCCUUCUCUGGCAGUUCACCUAAUCACCUCCUGCCUCCCCCACCUAUCAGGCUUGGAAUUGACAGUCCAGUUUUGGGCUCAUAUGAAGAUGAUAAUAGAGUCCAGGUUGGUGAUCGCAAAUCCUAUAACCGUCAAAGAAGGAGCAGUGACAUCGGUUUGGGAAGAGGUCAUGGAAAUGCUUGGAAAAGUGGCCCAGCCUGGCCUUCUCCUGUAGCCAAUGGUUUCAUGCCUCUCCAACAUGGUCCGCCUCCUGCUGGAUUUCAUCCAGCUAUGCAGCACUUUCCUGGUCCUCCUUUAUUUGGUGUUAGACCAUCAAUGGAUUUGAGCCAUACUGGGAUUUCUUAUCACAUGCAUGAAGUGUCUGACAGGUUCAGUGGCCAUGGCCGCCCAUUUGGAUGGCAUAAUCCAGUUGAUGGAUCAUGCCCUCCUCACUUGCAAGUGUGGAAUGGUAGUAAUGGUGUAUUUGGUGAUGAAUCCCAUAUGUAUGGAAGGUCAGAAUGGGAUCAGAAUAGACAUAUAGUAGGUAGCCGAGGGUGGGAGAUGAAUGCUGAUAUGUGGAAGGGACAAAAUGGUAACAUCAAUGAGGAUUUUCCUGUACCUCGGAAGGAACCAGAACCUUCAACACAUGCUCUUGCGGAUGAAGCUUGGGUUCAGCAACCUAGCCAGUGCUCAUCCAGUGAACGGGCCAGAACAGAACAUCUGCCUUCUGAAGGUAUUGAUGCAAAGCGCUCAAGUGAUGCACCUUCAGCAAAAAAUGCUGUUGAAAGUCCUCCAAAAACUAUACAGAAGAAGAUACCUGAGUCUUCUAAAACACCAGGGGAUGAUAAUGCCAACCUUUGUGCCAAGUACCUGUCCAGGAUUGACAUCUCGCUUGAUCUUGCGGAUCCAGAGUUGUACAAAAAGUGCAUGUCUCUAUUGGGGAAACUGGAGAUAACUGAUGCAUACGAUAAAUCUAAACAUGAACACUCUCAGAAUAAUAAAGAAGAUAUUAGAGGGAGAAGACAAGGUGCAAGUCACAUCUUCAGCUCACUCUUUCCCACAACAAAAGAUGCUAUUUUUCAGAGAGCCAUGUCCCUGUAUAAGCAGCAGAAUGAAAGAUCAAAAGUGACUUUCCCUGCAUCACCACCUGUCUGUUCAGAAAACACGGCUCCAGCAAAUGAAUUAAAGGAUGUGCUUGGUGAUGCUGGUGUUCCUAAUGGUGCCAGUUCUGCGAGUAUUAUGGAAGAAGCAAAGAACACAGCUGCAAAUGCUGAUGGUGCUACUUCUGCUAGUAACAUGGAAGAGGUGAAGAACACGACUACUGAUGCUGUUGGUGCCAAUUUUGCCAGUAACAUGGAAGAGGUGAAGGACAGAAUUGCUGAUGCCAGUGGCGCCAGUUCUGCUAGUGACAUGGAAGUAGCAAAGAACACAAUGACUGACGCCGAUGUUCAUCCUGGUGAUGCCAACGAACAACAAUCUAAUUUUGUUUCUGAUGCUGUAGUUUUUGCCAAUGGCUCUCCAACUUGUGAGGCUUUAAAGGCAGAGUGUAGGGUAAAUUUAAGUUGGAUACAUAAUUCUCCUGGAAGUACACAUUGAAACAUUUUCUAUUUGCUUUCCUAAUGCCAUCAGGGUCGUGGCCCCUUCUAUGCUUGUUUUU